UCAAAGGAAGGUCUCACUUUUUCUCUCAAAGAGAUCUUUGAAUCUCUGAAUCCACUCCUUGCAGUCACAGCAUCCUGCUCUUCCUUACCAAAAACAUCCUCAACUCCUACCGUAACCAUCAUACUAAUCCACCAUGAAGCUAUCAAUCAUUGCUCUGUUCGCUCUUCCUUUUGCCAAAGCCAGUGGUGUUCUCACGUCCUCUACCCAUCGAUCAUUGGCUUCAACCAACCUUGACCAACUUGGAUCAGCCAUCUUUGGCACACCCUCAAACCUCCUGACUGGACGUGGCAAUGUCGAAUUCGGAAGCUCCGUGUUCCUGUCAUCUGACGGAAGCAACCUCCUUGUCGGGGCUAUUGAGAAUGACUUUGAUGCUGAUGGAGUCCAAGCAGUGAACUCUGGUGCAGUCUUCCUGUAUGAACUCAAUGAUCAACGCGAGUGGGACUCUACUCCAACCUGGUCCCUUCAUGGUGCAGCUACUGAAGAAGUAGGAGAAUUUAUCUCUCUCAGCAAUGAUGCUUCAAUGGUGGCUGUCCGUCGCUACAACUCUGUCCCGCAUCCUGUGGAAAUCUACAACCCAUCAACUGGCAAUCUCAUUGGCUCCCCUGUUGCCUGCCGUGACAAUGGUCCCAACUCCAUCGACGGCGAUUUUAUUGCUUUGAGUCCUGAUGGACAACGUCUCGCUUUGAAUUGCCGAACCUCUGCCGGACGUGUCCAGUUCUUUGACUUGGUUGGUGAUGCCUGGAUCACCAAUGGCGAACUCAAUGGCUCUGCUGCUGGAGAUCAGUUUGGAUUCAUCUUUUCUUUCUCCGGAGAUGGCAACCGCAUUGCAAUAGGGUCUCCCAACCAUGAUACUGCAGGCAACAAUGCUGGACUCGUUCAAGUCUUUGACUACGAUGGUGCUGUCUGGUCUCAAGUUGGCCAAGAUGCCUUUGGCUUGGGUGACAAUCACCAGUUUGGAUUCGCCCUUGAUCUUUCCCAUGAUGGCACCACUCUUGUUGUCUCUGCUCCCGCCGCUUCCUCUGCUGCAGGUGAUCUUGCUGGUCAGGUUGAGACCCUCACUUACAACACAGCUUCUGAUGAGUGGGUCCGUGGCCAGUUUGCUGAGGGUGGAGUCAUUGCUGGAGACCCAUCAGAUCGAUUUGGACGCUCCAUCUCUGUCUCUUCCGAUGGAUCUCGCUUCAUUGCCUCCUCUUGGACCAACAGCCAAUCUCGAGGGAAGGUGGAGCUCUACGAAUUGCAGGAUGGCCAGUGGACUGAGAUUGCAAGUGCCACAGGAAACAAUGUCGGGGAUCGCCUUGGUUUUGGACGCUCUGGAGUCUACUUGACACCUGAUGGCACCACACUGGGUGCUGGCGAAGUUUGGACCAAUGAUCCUGCAAUUGAUCCCGCCCAGAACAACCCCUCCACAGGCCGUGUUUUGGUCUUUGAGACUCAGGUUGGAACUACUACCACUGAUGCUCCAACAACUUCCAUCCCCAGUGCAUCUCCCAGUGCAUCACCCACUGCGUCUCCCAGCGCCUCUCCCACAGCAUCACCCACAGGCAACCCCACUGCCUCUCCCACGGACACCCCCAUUUCCAGUCCUUCAAAGUCCCCUUCCCUGGCUCCCAUCACAGACAGUCCUACUGGUGGUACAGCAGAAACUGAGUCACCUUCUGCAGCCCCCAUCACAGGCUCUCCCACAACUGGUAGCCCAACAAGUGCUACUCCCACUGGUUCCAAUACUGGUAGCCCCACCGGUUCCCCUACAGGCUCGCCCACCGCUUCCCCCACCGCUUCCCCUACCGGCUUGCCCACAGGGAGCCCCACCGAGAGUCCCACUGGUUCCUCUACUGGCUCCCCCACAGGGAGCACCAACAUCGCCCCCACACCAACUCCGUCUGUUGCUGCAAGUUCCACCUCUUCUCCCACAUCUGAUGUAUCUUCUCCUACAGCAUCAGAUUCUUUGACACAGUCUCCAACAGCUGUUGAUGACGACUUUAUUGAUGAUGAUGCCUUGGGAUUCAUGCACUGGGACAUCACAAGAACAGGGGACAUUGAUGUGGAGUUCAGCGAUGAAAGAUCUGACAUGGAGAUUAUGCUGACCUACAACAUCAACAGGCGCAGCUUCAUGGUGCGGGUCUUUGAGUCUGACUGUGGAACCCCUGUGGCCAACACAACCAUUGUGAUCAAUGCCACUGCUUCCCCAAGCUCAUUUGCGCAUGACACCUUGACUAUAAUGCUUGAUGUUGUCCAAGAUGAACUCUUUGACAGCCCCAUCUUCCAAUCAAUUGAUGCUGAAUCAGCAGUGCUUGAAAUCUGUACUCGGCUAGACUUGAUCGAUGAUGAUGGCACAUCGGUGGUCUUCCAUGAGCAGCAGCUGGUUGUUAAUUUGGACCUCACCAACAAUUUUGCCACUGACGUCACUCUUAGCCGCGAAGAUGCUGAUCUUGAUACUGCAGACGUUGACCUUCAGUAUGGAAUCUAUGCUUGCGCCUGCAACCCUGCCACUUUUGAAUGCUUGCAAAAUGAAAAUGCUGUGUACACACAGAACUCCAUUGUGUCCAUCUGCCUCAACAGCACUGAUGCUUCGAUUUCUGAUGUCCAAGAGUUGCAGCUGACCCAAGGAACCCUCACCAACUUUGCCAUCACAAACUUCACUGGAACCAAGUUCACUCGAGUUUUUCUUCUCAAUGAUGGGCGUGCUGUCAUCCAAACACGUCUUCUUUCAGCCUUCUUCUCUUCUUCUAAUCCUGAUCCUAUUGAAGCAAGUGGAACAGUCACACUUGGAUUUGAUCGCCGCAGCCUACGACUUGCCCGCUCUCUGGCAGAAGCAAAUGGUGAAUAUGCUGAGUUCGGUGGUCUGGAGCUUAAUGUUGCUGGCUCGGAGUCAAAUGCUGGUCGUGUGGUAUUUGGCUCUUCUCUGUUGGUAGCAGCUGCCAUGGCUUUGUUCCUCUGAGCAUGAACUGACUUGGUGCGAGUGUAUUGUGUGUGGCGCGGCGUUGAAGCUUAGCAGCUUACCAGUAGUGAUGUAGAGAACAUAACUUUUGAGAGCCAGCCCCCCUUCUUAAUCUU
Molecule: messenger RNA, 3054 nt
Organism: Seminavis robusta
Lineage: Eukaryota; Bacillariophyta; Bacillariophyceae; Naviculales; Naviculaceae
Source: the annotation of a GenBank genome assembly